UUCUUGCUAAUGGGCAUAGUACUCAAAAUCCUAGGGAGUUUUGCCACUAGUUGAACCUUUACAUGCAAACCCACCUAUUCCUUCCGUAAUUUUAAUACUCCGCGGAUUAGAUAGUCACAUUGGGUGUUACUGUUUGAUUGAAUUCGAAUUUGAUGGGAGUCAGUUCUUCUAGUCCAUCUGGUGAAAUGAGUGGUGCAGUAACCAACGCAAUUCGACAGAGAAUUUCUCAAAACACUGUGGUUAUAUAUUCGAAAACGUAUUGCCCCUAUUGCACAAUGGCUAAAGAGGUUUUCGACAAAUUGCGCCAGCCUUAUGAUCUUAUUGAGUUAGACCAGGUACAAGACAGUGAACAAAUUCAGGAUGCUCUUGGAAAGAUGACAGGAACCCGAACUGUUCCGAGGGUGUUCAUUAAAGGCCAAUGUAUUGGAGGUGGAACUGAUACCCAAAGUCUAUACAAGCAAGGAAAGCUUCAAGAAAUGCUGAAGUAGAUGUUCGGCUGGUUCAUCUUUUGGUAUUGUGGUGUCAAUACAUGCCAUAUUGUCUUAUGUGGUUAGCUUUUUCAAAAUGUUAGUUUGCUUUGAUGCAAAAUUAACAUAUCUGUCAAUUGCAAACCAAAUCUACUAUUCUUUAUCAAUUA
This is a messenger RNA of Daphnia carinata, 637 nucleotides long. RefSeq names its product glutaredoxin-2, mitochondrial-like. Bases 153 to 488 code for a protein of 111 amino acids. The record is from RefSeq and is a predicted model, not a curated record. NCBI's taxonomy places the organism in Eukaryota, Metazoa, Arthropoda, Branchiopoda, Diplostraca, Daphniidae. The transcript has 5 exons.